UUCCCUUCACAAAGCAGCAGCUUCAUACCACAAUUUCAACACCGUUUACCCUCACCCUUCAAGAACAUCUUCUUCAUCAUCAGGAAAGCCAUGUCGAACAUUCCCACCUCCCUCUCCGAAUCCUCCCUCACCGCCUUCCGCCUCGCCAUGUCGGUCGCCGACCCGUGGCCGUUCGCUUGACUGCAUCGUCUCCUCUCCGGCUUGUUGAACUCUCUCGCGCUUUCUUUCGUGUUCAUCCAGUCAAUUUUUUUUUUUGGUUAUAAUCGAGGCAUAGUCAAGAUCCACCCAAUUUAGGAGUCGUGAUCAUGGGGAAUAACAAGACGAGAGGCUUCAUCCUCAAGAAGCACCUCUUCCGGGUCUCCAAGUGGAUCAUGGGUCGGACCCAAAGCCCCUCCCGAGGUUACUGCCGCCUCGGCGCGUCGCCAUCGGGGCCACGCACGAUCAAUCCUCUGUCGAAGCUCCUCUCUUGGUGCCGCUGCCUGACGAGCAAGAGGACCAAGUCUUUAUUCUCUAGCAAGCCUGUCGGGUCGGGCUACGUGCUCGAGGGUCAAGACCCGCUUGAGGAAAGACCCACGAGGAUGACGACGACGACGGUGCCUAAGGGCCACUUGGCCGUGUACGUGGGUCGAAGGAGUGGCGAAUUUCGCCGAGUUUUAGUGCCCGUGGUUUACUUCAAUCACCCGCUGUUCGGGGACUUGCUGAGAGAAGCCGAGGAGGAGUUCGGGAUAAGUCAUCGUGGAGGAGGGAUCACCAUACCUUGCGAGGUCUCAGAGUUCGAGAGAGUGAAGAGCCGGGUCGCCACUGCCGGUUAUGGUGGCCGGAGGAGCACUUGGAAGAAGCAUCCUUGAGGAUGGAUGAGGAUGCCACUGGACAUAAACUAGGUUUAUGAUGAUGACGAUGAUAAAAGUUAGAUUGUGUGUUGUGAUGAAGAUCGUUGGGAUUUAUCUAGAAAGUUUUAAUCUUUACUAUUUACUAAUCAUGUUCAAGGAUUCUUCUUUUCGCAGUUAAAACGAUCCUUCUUGAGAUGUGUAGACUCCACUCAAAUGUAUUUCAAAUAGUAGAGAGCAAUUCGAAAAAUUUCAAUCUUGAAUGCA
Eucalyptus grandis is the source of this 1094-nucleotide messenger RNA. RefSeq names its product auxin-responsive protein SAUR36. NCBI's taxonomy places the organism in Eukaryota, Viridiplantae, Streptophyta, Magnoliopsida, Myrtales, Myrtaceae. The transcript has a single exon. Bases 306 to 848 code for a protein of 180 amino acids. The record is from RefSeq and is a predicted model, not a curated record. Gene Ontology annotation, biological process: response to auxin.